Messenger RNA from Staurois parvus, 302 nucleotides. Lineage: Eukaryota; Metazoa; Chordata; Amphibia; Anura; Ranidae. The record is from the annotation of a GenBank genome assembly.
GCCAGAUGACUCGGCGCCCGCUCCUGCCAGAUGACUCGGCGCCCGCUCUCCUGCCAGAUGACUCGGCGCCCGCUGUCGAGCUUGGUGACUCGGCGCCCGCUGUCGUGCCAGGUGACUCGGUGCCCGCUGUCUUGCCAGAUGGCUCGGUGCCCGCUGACUUGCCAGAUGACUCAGUGCCCGCUGACUUGCCAGAUGACUCGGUGCCUGCUGUCGUACCAGAUGACUCGGUGCCCGCUGUCGUGCCAGGUGACUCGGUGCCCGCUGUCUUGCCAGAUGACUCGGUGCCCGCUGUCGCGCCAGAU